CGGACCCCACCCUGUCUUGUGACCAUCCCAACACACCAAGAGAAAACAGAGCUAUGCAGAGAUGCCUUUGUUGCCCUCCUUCUUGGUCCUAUUCCUCUGCCUGCACAGUAGCCUCUCAUGCCCACAGGGGUGCGAUUGCCCCGUGGGGAGUGGUGUGGUGUGGUGCAACCGGAGACAGCUGAUGGCGAUCCCUUUCGACAUUCCUCGCAACACCCUGGUACUUUACCUGGACUCUAACUGGAUCACCCACGUGCCGAACGGUGCCUUCCGCGGCCUGACGCAGCUCCGAGAACUCCACCUUGCGGACAAUCUCAUCAGGAACAUUGCUCCGGGGGCUUUUCGUGGGCUGGGGGGUACGUUGAGGCUACUGGACCUUUCAGGCAACCAGCUGCAGACACUGGAGGUGUCUCCCUUUGCCACACUGGUGUGGGUCAAGCUCGAGCUCUAUGACAAUCCCUGGCACUGUGACUGUUCCCUGCAGGAACUGAUGGAGGCUCUUCCCUUGGACACGGAGACAGUGGAUGACAUUGUGUGUGCCACUGCUCCGUGGGAGGCGUAUAUUGGCAAGCCCCUGGCCCAUUUGCUCCACAGUGGCGUCAACCUCUGUGUCAGCCAGCAAAGGAACACUGACCUGGCUAUGCUGCUCACCAUGUUUUGUUGGUUCACCGUGGUCAUCACUUACGUCAUCUAUUACGUCCGACGCAACCAAGCUGAAUCUAGACGUCACCUGGAGUACCUCAAAUCCCUGCCCCUGCCCCGCAAACAGUCUACCCCUGAGGAGGAGGGAGAAACAGACACACUCAGCACCAUACUCUGAGGGCUAACUU
Messenger RNA from Euleptes europaea (tarantolino), 827 nucleotides. Its product is annotated as leucine-rich repeat-containing protein 3-like. Bases 62 to 817 code for a protein of 251 amino acids. The transcript has a single exon. The record is from RefSeq and is a predicted model, not a curated record. Lineage: Eukaryota; Metazoa; Chordata; Lepidosauria; Squamata; Sphaerodactylidae. Gene Ontology annotation, molecular function: protein binding.